AUAUCGCUUAUAUUAGCUUAGACUAAGCUAUCAGUUCACUCUAGUUCACUCUAGCGCGCGUUCACUGUACCUAUGGAUACAAGAAAUAAUUGUUGCGCCAGAGCUCUCGUAUGGCACAAGCCCAGUCCAAAAUGUUGCUUAGACAUAUCAUCGUAUUGCAACGAGCCCAUGGCAAGCACACAUAUGAGGAUGGAGCGGCAGCAGCUGGGCCUGACAGAUGCGAGGGGGUAGCAACCGUGGCGUUCUCUCAAGCGUUACAGUUUUGGCUUGUCGUAACGGCAAGUAGUCUUCAGUUGUGCAUAGACCUGGAUCCGGUGUAGAUUGUUGUGCCACAAGCAGCAGCGCCCAGACCAAGAUAGCCAAGUUAACAGCUGAAUAUAGCAGUGGGUCCAAAGUCUAUUGCUAAAUUCAGAAUCCCGUUCUGGAGCAAUUAGUUUCCAAUUAUUUCAUGGUGAUAUUUUGGAAUAUUUGCGGCGUUAGUCAGAUUCGUAUUUGGGGCCGCUUCGACUGGGCUUUUUGGUGUUUGCUCAUGCAUGCAGUGUGGUAAGUUGUUGCCAUUCGGACCUCAACUCCGCCCACGUCGUCGAGACUAAGCGGAAAAACUAAAGGAAAACUCAAAACCGAAAGCCUAAAACGAAACUGAAAACAAUGCUUAAGGCCGUAAAGAAAACGACUGAGGUAAACAAAUCGAAAUUAAAAGUUACGGCUAGCAAUGACUGCGAGAACAACAACAACAACAACAACAACAAGAACAACAAGAGCACCAACAACGACAACAACAACGCCUCUGAACUGGCCAUAAAACACGGCUCCGUCACUGGCCAGAAGCCGGAGCCCGUUCCAAAUGAGAGUCCCCCACUGAAGAAGCUGAGUCUGAAGGGCAACCAGCUGUGCGGCAGCAUUUUAAUAGGCAAUUACAAUUACCUGACCCAAUUGGAGGUGUGCGAAAACGAAAUGGAAGUCUUGGAUCUGAGCACCUUGGCACAGUUGGAGACACUGAAGUGCAGUCGCAACAAGCUGAUUGAGCUCAUCAUCAAUGGCACCAAUCUGCAGACGCUUAUAGCGGAUCAUAACUGUCUGCAGAGCAUCUCCAUAGCGAAGUCGGUGCCACAGAAGCUGCUGCAGCUGGACGUCUCGCACAACUACCUGAGCACGCUGCCCCCAUGGAUUGGCGGCUGUGUGGCCUUGGACACGCUCAGUGCAACGCACAAUCAUCUGAGCCACAUCAAGGAGCUGCUCAGGAACUAUCGCAUCAGCUGCCUGCGCUCGCUGAAUCUCGCCUACAAUGGCUUGCAGCAGCUGGACUAUUUGCCCGAGGCCUUCUGCAGCGUGCGGCAGUUGCAGCUGCAAAGCAACGAGCUGCAGCGGCUGCCCGACAACUUCUUUGCCGUAACCCACGCGCAGCUGAGCUCGCUGAACGUCUCUUGCAACCGCUUGGCCCAGCUGCCGCGCUACGAGCAGAACAACAACGCGGCACUGGAGCAGCUCUGUCUGACGGGCAACCAGCUGAACGAUAGCAUUUUCGAGCCGCUGUUGCACGCGGGCCGGCUGAAGGUGCUGCGGCUGGCACACAACCGGCUUGGCGUGCUGCCGGCAGAGUGCGUGCGCAACUGGCCGGAGCUGGAGGUAUUGGUGCUCUCGGGCAACAUGCUGCAACAGCUGCCGGAUCAGGUGUCCAGCCUGAGUCAGCUCAAGGUGCUGCGCUGCUGCAACAACCUGCUGCUCAGCACGCCGCAGCUGUCGAAGCUGAGCAAGCUGAAGAUACUGGACCUGGCGCACAAUCACUUGGAUCGCAUCAAUCUGCUGUCCCUGGUGCCGUCGCGCAAUCUCAAGUACUUGGAUUUGUCGGGCAACCUGCAGCUGCAGGUGGAUGAGCAGCAGCUGAAGGUCUGCCAGACGCAGAGUCAACGGGUCUGGAGCUUAGUCGACGUCUCGGGCAACAAUCGCGCCGCUUUGCCCACCAGCACACGACGCCUGCCCAUGGAGUAUAACAAGGGGCCUGUGCACAAAGCCAAGUCGCUGCCCUGGUCCUUGGGCUUUGCCGAAACGCCUGGCGACUUGCGCAAGCUCCUCGUCACGCAGCUGCGCGCGAGCCAGUUCAACGGCAGCGAAGAGGCGCUCUUUGGCAUGUUCGAAUCUCAGACCGAUGCCCGCCAGGCACAGCAGAUGGCUCAGCUGGUGCCUGGACUGCUAAAGCAGGAGCAAUCACUGAAGGAGUCGCCGCUCAACGACUACAUGAAGUACACGCUGCUGACGGCGCAACGGCAAUGCGGCGGCUGUCUGCGCAGCGCCACGCUCCUGCACCUGCUGCGCCAGCCCUCGAAGGUGCGCGCACUCAAGUCCAAGCGUUACGUCUUGCGCCUGGCCCACCUGGGACACUUUGAUGCGUACCUAGUGAGGCGCACAACCCACCUGCGGCUCACAGAGUCGCAAGCUGACUGCGAUGGCCAUAAACGCAGCCAGACUCUAAACACGCUGCCCGAUCCAGACCUGCUCGAGAUAACGCUGAGCAACGAUGAUGAGUACUUGGUGCUGGGCAAUGAUCAGUUGUGGACCGUCAUGGAUAUUGGGCGUGCAGCCCGGGAGAUACGGAAGGAGGAGAAUGCCUUGUUGGCCGCCAAGCGACUGCUGGAAAUAGCUCAGAGCUUUGGUGCGACUGCAAAUCUUAGCGUGAUUGUAGUGCGCUUCAGUCAUCUGAGCACCGAUGUGGAUCAUCUGAUACGUGAGCUGAAGCAGAGCGUGCGUAAGAAACCAGCGCUGGUGUCGCCGCAGCCGUCGGCCAACUUGGCCGUGAGCAAGCGCACCUGUUGUGAUCGGAGCAAUGCCUGUCGGCAUCGCACCUUGGAGCAGGAGCUGCUGGCUGGACGUUCCUCGCCCAGCGGCCAAAGCAAUCCGGACUUGUUGAGCAAGGAUGCACCUGUGGCCAAGGAUGAGUUUAUAUUGGCGCAUGCGCGCGUGCUGCAGGAGGAACAGCAGCUGGAGAUGCUAGACGAAACGGAGUCAGUUCUAUCCGAAGAGCAGUUCAAGUGCUGGGAAUACAUGCUGGAGCAAAACACACAGCUGCUGUUCGACAAGGAACUGAACACCAUCUCGAAGUCGUUCUCCAAGCAGCGGCUGCCCACAGCUAAGCUGACAGCGGGCGAUAGCAACGAUCUGAAGUCGAAUCUCAUCCGCAACGUGACCAACAAAUUUAUCUCGAGUAGCACGCCCCAGUUGACACAACCGCAUGCCCCUUUGAGCGCCUAUCAGCACAUGAAGCAGCUACCCACCGAAUACUUUGGCAGCAUGCGCUCCUUCCAGCAGUCGCCCAACUAUGGCUACAAUCUCUUCGAUGGCAAGUCACGGGAUGCCUAUGCCAAGCUGGGCGGCGGACCACAUGCCGCCUACUUUGGUUCGCUGCAGCGACGUAUGCCUUGCAAUUUGGAAUAUGAUUUCCCAGUUACGCAGGAGAGAGAUCACAAUAUUUUAGAUGAGGAGGAGCUGGACGAGGAUGGCUAUACGGAGCAUGAGAGUCGCAUGCGCAAGUACUGGGGUGUGGCAACGACAGAGCUAUAGGAGCAGGACGACCAAAUAAAUCUCCAUACCUAUACUACA
Messenger RNA from Drosophila hydei, 3594 nucleotides. It is a transcript of the gene Phlpp, whose product is annotated as protein phosphatase PHLPP-like protein. Gene Ontology annotation, molecular function: receptor serine/threonine kinase binding. The transcript is spliced from 4 exons. The record is from RefSeq and is a predicted model, not a curated record. NCBI's taxonomy places the organism in Eukaryota, Metazoa, Arthropoda, Insecta, Diptera, Drosophilidae. The coding region runs from base 649 to 3555 and encodes 968 amino acids.